Cryptococcus amylolentus CBS 6039 is the source of this 2846-nucleotide messenger RNA. RefSeq lists its product as hypothetical. Gene Ontology annotation, molecular function: protein serine/threonine kinase activity; protein serine/threonine/tyrosine kinase activity; ATP binding. Bases 1041 to 2351 code for a protein of 436 amino acids. Gene Ontology annotation, biological process: protein phosphorylation; signal transduction. Gene Ontology annotation, cellular component: cytoplasm. The transcript has 5 exons. The record is from RefSeq and is a predicted model, not a curated record. NCBI's taxonomy places the organism in Eukaryota, Fungi, Basidiomycota, Tremellomycetes, Tremellales, Cryptococcaceae.
GCGCACGGAUCUCUCAUCCACAUCUCCACCACCGCGUCCCGCCCGUCGCACCCCGCCGCCCCCCCAAGAGACACCGACACCCGGCCCCACAUCGCCCAGUGCCCGCCCCAUCCCCAGCAUCCUUUGUUGCACGAACCAACCUUCCCUCAUCCGCCUCUAUCACCCAUCCCCACCCACAACAGAGUUUGUCUCUGCCCUACCUGCCCACCAGAGACCACCCCCUGCCCUGAAAGCAUCCCCCAUCCGACGCGUCACUCCACUUGUUCCACUCAAUCACUCUGCUUAGAUAGGUAAGUCGUGUCUCUACUUCUACGUCGUGGCUGGGGAUGCUUGGUGUGAGGAUGAGGGCAAGGGCGAGUCUUGACUGCGACUGGAAGGCGCUACUGUCGCUGUAGCUUCGGGACCGACUCGAUGUUUGCGCCAUCCGCUAUACAUCGCGUCCGAGGAGACGAUCGGGACUGUGAAAGGAGUCAUUCCCACUCGGAUGUCUUGUACGACCGUCCCAUGCUGCAUGCAGUACGCAGAGCAGAUCGAUUCGUCUCGCGUAUUCGAGAGCCUCUUUGGGCUCCGCGUCGCCGGCCCUGGCUCUCCGGGCGGAGCUCCAAGCCUCCGGGUUUUGAGCUCUAACGCUCAACCUUCGCCCUCUUUUCAUUCCCCAGCCUUCUUUUCCCUUCCUUGCUCUUGCAUCGUUCUGUCUUGCAGGCAUCGGCCAUCCUGGCCUUUCGCCUCCUGGCGCGUGACGGAGUAGCGCGUUUCACCAGGAAUGUGAUUGGCGGAGACGGAAGCGGGGUCUGGGCAAGAAGACGCCAAGAUUUCGUCCACCGACAGGUCUUGGUAUCCCGCCAUCGCAUGACCGAGGUUGGCCAUGGUCAUUAAGCGUGCUUGCUGGAUAUUGGACCUUCUCACUCACAGAUUCGAGAUAUGCAGUGAGCUGACCUUUAAUAUUUGUUAAUCUUGGUCCUUCUAUAUCAACCUGUCCCCGCUGCCUCACAAACGGUCUUCCCCUCCAUCGCAAUGCCCCACUUUUCCAACUAUCCGUCAUGUUUCCCAAUUCCAUUUCAUAUCGAUAUCCUCGUCAACCUACCUGCACUUAUCGACCCCUGACCAAUCUCCCACUUCCUCGACCGUAUCACUCGUUUGGCAAAGCAGACAUCAUGGCUGGAGUUGUGAAUGGUGUCCGGGUCGCAACCGACGACCCCAACCGUGUCAUCACCGUCAGCGCCCAAUGGGGCAAAACUGGCUCUGACACCACUAUCAGUUACACCAACUGCAAGGCUGUUGGAAAUGGAAGUUUUGGUGUCGUCUUUGCCGCCAAGAUGUCUCCGGUGAAACACGAUGAAGGAGAGGAGGAGCCAGAAUCGGACAUUGCUAUCAAGAAGGUUUUACAAGACAAGCGGUUCAAGAACCGAGAACUGCAGAUCAUGCGUCUUGUUCACCACCCCAACAUUGUCGACCUGAAAGCCUUCUUUUACUCCAACGGUGACAAAAAGGACGAAGUUUACCUGAAUCUCGUGCUCGAAUUAGUCCCCGAGACUGUCUACCGGGCUUCCCGCCACUACGCCAAGCUCAAGCAAGCUAUGCCCAUGCUGCAGGUCAAGCUGUACAUGUACCAACUCCUCCGCUCCCUCGCGUACAUCCACGCCGUCGGUAUCUGCCACCGAGACAUCAAGCCCCAAAACUUGCUUCUCAAUCCCGCCACUGGUGUGCUCAAGUUGUGUGAUUUCGGUUCCGCCAAGAUCCUCAUUGCGGGUGAGCCAAACGUGUCAUACAUUUGCUCCAGGUACUACCGAGCUCCCGAGCUCAUCUUUGGUGCCACAAACUACACCACCAACAUUGAUAUCUGGUCAACCGGAUGUGUGAUGGCGGAGUUGAUGUUGGGACAGCCUCUGUUCCCUGGAGAGUCGGGUAUCGACCAGUUGGUGGAGAUCAUCAAGGUUCUGGGUACUCCUACAAGGGAGCAAAUCAAGACGAUGAACCCCAACUACAUGGAACACAAGUUCCCCCAGAUCAAGCCCCACCCCUUCACCAAAGUCUUCCGCCCCCGCACCCCCGCCGAUGCCAUCUCUCUCAUCAGCACUUUGCUCGAGUACACGCCGUCGGCGAGGUACACGGCGCCAGAAGCGUUGGUGCACCCCUUCUUUGAUGAGCUGAGGGUCGAAGGGUCGAGGUUGCCGAACGGAAAGGACAUGCCAGAGCUGUUCAACUUUACCAAGGAGGAAUUGUCGUCUCGACCUGACCUCAUCCGCCAACUGAUUCCUCCUCACACCGAGGAGACGCUUCGCGCAAACGGCAUCGACGUCAACGACUUUAAGCCCAUUCCUCCCGAGCAGCUGCGUGUCCACCUUGACUGAUUGUAGGAGCGCUGUAUAAAGAAAUGAAAUUAUAUACCCAACAUCUACUCCAUCCCGACUUUUUUCUGUCACCUAUCGAUCUCCCAAUUUGCCCGUCUUCUCCGGUCGCGUCUCCUUUUCCUUAUCAUCUCUCAUAGCAUACGUGGUCAGUAGUCGGUCAAUCCUGCCAACUGUCUUCCUCUAUUUCUUUCUCUUUCGUUCUCGUUCUUACUUGUCUCCCUUGAACCAGCAUACGUCCUCGUAGAUCACUUUGGGGAACCUCAAGUAGAUUAUUCUAUUAUAUGUAGCCUCAACCAACAAACCUGAGAUGAUACGGUGGGGAUUGGAGUCGGAAGUUCUGGUCAGUGAAGGAGAUGGAGGCUUUGGAUGAUUGGUAUUUCUCUUAGAUUCAGACUUUUGAAGACCGGAGAAAAAGGAGUGGGAAGGUUGAUGGUACUCUGGACGAGAAGCGGGACUUGUAUGAUUCGGAAUUUGCGCAUGGAUUGUGUCCUCAGA